Messenger RNA from Penicillium longicatenatum, 1464 nucleotides. RefSeq names its product MFS transporter. Bases 1 to 1464 code for a protein of 487 amino acids. Gene Ontology annotation, biological process: transmembrane transport. Lineage: Eukaryota; Fungi; Ascomycota; Eurotiomycetes; Eurotiales; Aspergillaceae. The record is from RefSeq and is a predicted model, not a curated record. Gene Ontology annotation, molecular function: transmembrane transporter activity. The transcript has 4 exons.
AUGGAGAAAGAUCCUGAAUCCUCGAGCGCGGGCGAAAAGAAAUCAGUGCAACAGAACUUAAGAAUAUCCGAUUUUGACAAAGGGCUUGUUGGGUGGGACUCUGAAGAAGAUCCUCUUAAUCCACAAAACUUUCCCGAUAGCCGCAAAUGGCUCAUUCUGGGCAUGGUCAGCAUAAUUACAUUUUUAAGUCCUUUAGCCUCCUCCAUUCCUGCUCCCGGUACCUCUUUGAUGGAUGCCGAUUUCGGCGUUACCUCGACCAUCCUUAGCUCGUUCUCAGUUAGCGUGUUCGUCCUCGGAUUUGCAGUCGGUCCUUUAAUUCUGUCUACUUUGAGCGAGAUCUAUGGACGUCAACCGGUCCUGAACAUCAUGGAUGUAUUUUUCACACUAUGGCAUAUUGGCUGUGCCUUGUCACCAAAUAUUGCAAGUUUGAUCAUCUUCCGGUUUUUGGCUGGAGUCGGCGGCUCUGCAUGCCUGAGCGUAGGCGGCGGAGUUAUUGCCGAUCUCUUCCCCAUCCACCAGCGCGGAAAGGCCAAUGCAAUGUUUACAUUUGGGCCACUCAUUGGACCUAUUGUAGGACCCAUCCUGGGCGGUUUUAUUUCACAGCGCGCAGGCUGGAGAUGGGUGUACUGGGUUCUCCUUAUUACGUGUGGAGUGAUGACCUGCGUCAAUGUUGUCAUCGGCCAGGAAACCAACCCAUCUGUCCUGAUACAUCGGAAAACAAUGGCUCUACGCAAGGAGCCUGGUCAAGAACAUUUUCAAAGUCUUUACCCGCCUAAAACUCGAGCGCUUAUUGUGCAAGGUAUGAAGCGACUGUUUAAGAUUCUCUGUUCGCCAAUCUUUUUCCUACUCGCCCUUUAUAUGUCCUUCAUCUUUGGUCUACUCUACCUUCUUUUCACCACUAUGAGCACGCUAUUCACGGAUAACUAUGGCUGGCCUGUGGAGCUAUGUGGACUCGCAUACCUAGGGAUAGGGAUUGGGUUUGGUCUCGGAAACUUCCUCGUUGCGAAGAUUUCCGACCCGACCGUGAUUCGUUUAACGAAGGCAAAUAACGGAGUAUAUAAGCCCGAAAUGCGGCUUGCUCCCUGCCUUUUCUUCGCUCCAUUUAUCCCUAUCAGCUUUUUCUGGUACGGCUGGACUGCAGACAAGCAUGUGCAUUGGAUUGUUCCCAUAAUUGGCUUGUUCCCUUUCGGGCUCGGCAUGAUUGGCAUCUUUGCACCAAUCCAGACAUAUUUUAUCGAUGCCUCUGGUGCAUAUGCUGCAUCCGCUGUGGCUGGCUUGACGGCUAUGAGGUGCCUGUUUGGUGCAUUCCUGCCUCUGGCGGGACCUAGCAUGUAUUCAGCUUUGGGUCUUGGUUGGGGAAAUUCCUUGUUGGGUUUCAUUGCUUUGGGUCUGACGCCGGCUCCAAUUUUGAUCUACAAGUUUGGUACGGCAAUUCGAGAGAGAUAUCCAAUUAGUAUUACGUAG